CAAAUAAAGAUCUUCUGCAUCGUCAACAAUAAAUGUCAAGAAACACAAAAAAUAAUAAAAUGAAUAAAUAAGAAAGCAUAAAUCUUUCUCUACGAUGGGAAAACUCAUCAGUGUCACCGCAUCUCCUCCUCUCUGUGUCCGAUCAAAGCUCCUCUGUUUCUCACUUGUCUACUUACUCACCACACUUUCCCUGAUUCUCUACGUCUCUCUCUCAAGAAACCAAUGCAUCUUUCGAUACUCACCGUUCGAUCCGAUCCAAACAAAAAGGUUCUCGUUUCCUUCUUCUUACGGUGAACACAAAUACGCUUUUCCUACUCAUAGAUCUUCUUGCUCUUCCCCUGUUUUCUUCUCAGAUUACUGGACAGUAUUGAAUGAGAUACAUAGUAUCUGCAGAGUGUCAUCAUCAUCUGAAACUUUGAGAUACAUUCACGGCAAAAGCGAAACUUUCGGUGGAAACUUCAGUACCCAGAAGAGAUUUUCUUACUUUAAUCAUUCGAACAACGACGUCGAAGUUCCAUGUGGUUUUUUCAGAGAUUUCCCGAUCAGCAACUCCGAUAGAGUUGAGAUGGAUAAAUGUGAACUAGUAGUUGCAUCAGCCAUUUUCAACGAUCAUGAUAAAAUCAUACAACCAGUGGGACUUCGAGUUAAGACACUAGAAACCGUUUGUUUCUACAUGUUCAUAGACAACAAAACCCUAAACUCUCUCUCCCACCACAAUGUCAUCUCUAAAAACAAUCCGAAAGACUACAGAAUAGGCGCGUGGAGAAUCAUCAAAAUCUCAGAGUCAGAUAAUCUAUACCCUAAUCCGGCUAUGAACGGGGUUAUACCAAAGUAUCUAAUACACAGAUUGUUUCCAAACUCAAAGUUCAGUAUAUGGGUCGACACAAAGAUCCAGCUCAUGAUUGAUCCGCUACUUCUGAUUCAUUCCAUGUUGGUGAUUCCCGAGGUUGAUAUUGCGAUAUCUAAGCACCCCUUCUUUGUAAAUACAAUAGAGGAGGCUAUGGCUACUGCACGGUGGAAGAAAUGGGGAGAUGUUGAUGGGCUAAGGAUGCAAAUGGAGACUUAUUGUGAGCAUGGUUUAAAGCCUUGGAGUUCUCAUAAGUUGCCAUAUCCUACAGAUGUACCAGAUAGUGCGAUGAUACUGAGAACACAUGGAAUAAGAAGCAACCUUUUCUCGUGCUUCAUGUUCAACGAGUUAGAAGCGUUUAACCCGCGAGACCAGUUGGCGUUUGCGUUUGUGAGGGAUCACAUAAACCCUAUGGUGAAAAUGAACAUGCUUGAGGUCGAAGUUUUUGAGCAAGCAGUUGUUGAAUACAGACAUAAUCUCAAGAAUAUUAAGACAUCUUCGUACGAGGAGCAAGAAGAAGAACAGAAACAAGAAUCAUCGUUGAGAAUAAUAAAAAAAGAGAAGAAGAUGGUUAGAUAAUGAAUCUUGGUCUCUCAAUAGUAGUAGUUGUAAGAGUUAUCUCAUGGAGA
Molecule: messenger RNA, 1476 nt
Organism: Brassica oleracea var. oleracea
Lineage: Eukaryota; Viridiplantae; Streptophyta; Magnoliopsida; Brassicales; Brassicaceae
Exons: 4
Coding region: 95-1426 (443 amino acids)
Source: RefSeq, a predicted model, not a curated record